Messenger RNA from Lymnaea stagnalis (great pond snail), 4276 nucleotides. NCBI's taxonomy places the organism in Eukaryota, Metazoa, Mollusca, Gastropoda, Lymnaeidae. The record is from the annotation of a GenBank genome assembly.
GAAACAUAUUUUCUUUUAUUAUAAUUUAUAUCCUUUGAAAUUGUUUUACAGUUUGCCGGCAUUACCGGUCUGGCACGGCCAUAUAUGAACUCACAUAUAUUUGUGUAGAAUUAACAUUUCAAAAAAAAAAUUUCUUUGGAUAAUUGAAUGAUAUAAGUUUUGUGUUAGUUUACCUUUUAUUUCAAACUUUUAAAUUCUUUCUUUAAAAGAACUUCAGUUAUUACCGAAUAAGGGGGUGGAACGCGUAUGUUAAGUAUUCACUCGAGGCAGUUCGUUUAGGCUUCAGUGUGACAUGGCGCUUAGCGUAAAACCAUUCAAAAUCUAAAAAUUUGUAAAACUUAAUACUUGGUUUCAAAUAUUUUUCAGUAAAUAUUAGUUUUAAUCAUAAGCGCAGGUUGCCUGGGUUUCAUUCAUCACAAUAAUUUUCUGGAAGCUAUCCCGUCGCUAAUGAUUAGCCACGUGGUAUGAAUAAACAGCCAUUUUGAUUACCGAAAUAUUUCAUAUGUUGCCACAUAUUCAGAUUUUCAUUUAAUCAUUCAACAGCCCUCGAACUCUAAAACGAAACAUUCAUCAUGGGUAAGGAAAAGUUUCACAUCAACAUUGUCGUUAUUGGUCAUGUCGACUCUGGCAAGUCAACCACAACUGGCCACUUGAUCUACAAGUGUGGUGGUAUUGAUGAGCGAACGAUCCAGAAGUUCGAGAAAGAGGCCCAAGAGGUGAGUUACUGAUAAAAGAAACGUGUCUUUUAAAUUUAAUAACUUUAUUCAUGUUAACACUUUAGCAUUGAAUCACAUGAACUUAAAGAUAAUUUGGACUGCAAAUGUACCUUAUCUUUUUCUAAAUUUGUUUUACAGAUGGGCAAGGGUUCCUUUAAAUACGCCUGGGUGUUGGACAAAUUGAAAGCUGAGCGUGAGCGUGGUAUUACCAUUGACAUUGCUUUGUGGAAAUUUCAAACUGAUAAGUUCUAUGUCACCAUCAUUGAUGCCCCAGGCCAUCGUGAUUUCAUCAAGAACAUGAUCACUGGCACAUCACAGGUAUAUCAUUUUAUAUUAAACCAUUUACUAAUUACCAUUAUCCUAAUUUCCUCAUACUUGUUAAAUUUGUAGAGAUAUAAAUAUUACAAUAAAAAAUCCACCUAAAUCCACCUUUCUACAGGCUGACUGCGCUGUCCUGAUUGUUGCAGCUGGUACUGGUGAGUUUGAAGCUGGUAUCUCCAAAGAAGGCCAGACCCGUGAGCAUGCUCUCCUUGCUUACACUCUUGGUGUUAAACAGCUCAUCAUUGGUGUCAACAAAAUGGACAGCACCUCACCACCAUACAGUGAAGUAUGUGUACUCAGCUCUUGAUUUGAAUUAGCUACUCUUAGUAAAGCAGAGGUGUCUACUUCUAAGUGCGAAUGAAUUGUUUUUGGUCAACAUUUUUAGAAUCUGAAAUGCCCCCUGCUUCUGGUUAUGACAGUGAAACUAUUGUACACAUAUCGAUUGUGUAUAUAUAUCUAUAUAACACAAUUGUCGAGUUGCAGUCCAUAAUAAAAAAUUAUUAUAAAUAACUACACUCAGUUAAGAAUUUUGAAUAGCAGUUCAUGAGAUGCUUUAAAUAUUUAGAAUAUAUUUUUUUUGCUUACAGGCCCGUUUUCUUGAAAUUAAAAAUGAAGUCAGCAACUACAUCAAGAAGAUUGGUUAUAACCCUGUUGCUGUUCCUUUUGUACCCAUCUCUGGUUGGGUUGGUGACAACAUGCUCGAGGAUUCCCCUAACAUGACCUGGUACAAGGUGAGUUUAAAGAACAAAGUACAUUUCUUAUAUGUGUUUAUAUUAAUAUAUAUAUGUGAAUAUAAAUUCAUUUGCAUUUUGAUAGUUUGUUUAAAUGCAAUGUUCUUACACAAAAUUUCAGGGCUGGUCCAUUGAACGUAACAAUGUUCUUACACAAAAUUUCAGGGCUGGUCCAUUGAACGUAAAGAUGGCAAUGCAUCUGGCAAGACUUUGAUCAAUGCUCUUGAUGCAAUUCUGCCACCAUCUCGCCCAACAGAUAAACCCCUGCGUCUUCCCCUUCAGGACGUAUACAAAAUUGGUGGUAUUGGUACUGUGCCAGUUGGUCGUGUUGAGACUGGUAUCAUUAAGCCAGGCAUGGUUGUCACAUUUGCACCAACUAAUGUAACAACUGAGGUAAAUAUAAUUCAAUAUUCAAUUAUAUCUUAUAUAUAUGAUAUAUAUGUAAUCAACGUUGACAUGUUAGGUGACCUAGUCGUUGACUUCUUUACCUGAUACUGUCAGUGUGGCGAGUAGGAGUUAAUGUGUUCCUUGUGAACACGAUGUUGGGUCCUUUUCCACAACGUUGUACAUCAAGAAUUCUCCUAACUGCUCUUGUUAGAUGUUGAAUUUCCCCUGCAUAUUCCAUAACCUUCUCUGAAUUGCUAUGCAAUAGUGAAUGAGGAGAAAAACCAUGCAGUGGACAGUUUUAUUACUCAGCCAAAAAGUACUUGUUAAAAUAUUAACAAUAAUUUUAACAAUAUAUUUUCCGUCAUAUUCAUAACAUAUUGUUGUUACAGGUUAAGUCUGUAGAGAUGCACCAUGAAGCUCUCGCUGAGGCCACACCAGGUGACAAUGUUGGUUUCAAUGUCAAGAACGUGUCCGUCAAGGAAAUCCGUAGAGGCAAUGUUGCUGGUGACAGCAAAAAUGAUCCACCCAAGGCCACUAAGCAGUUCCAUGCUCAGGUGAGACUUAUUUUAUAAAUUUAUAAAAUAAUCAUCAGAUUAUACUUACCAGUUUCAAUCAUAUUUGAUAUUGAAGCCAGUAUCCAUUUUCUUCACCUCCUUGUACUUUAAAAAAUUUUUUGUUUGUGUGGACUAAUUUUUCAUUAUCCCUUUAGGUCAUCAUUUUGAACCACCCUGGUGAGAUCAAGAAUGGCUACGCACCUGUGCUUGAUUGCCACACUGCCCACAUUGCCUGCAAGUUUGCUGAGAUCAAGGAGAAAUGUGAUCGCCGUUCUGGUAAAAAGCUUGAAGACUUCCCCAAGUUUGUCAAGUCUGGUGAUGCCGCCAUGGUUGACCUUGUACCAAGCAAGCCCAUGUGUGUGGAGGCCUUCCAAGAAUACCCCCCACUUGGUCGUUUUGCUGUGCGUGACAUGAAGCAGACUGUUGCUGUCGGAGUAAUUAAGUCUGUAAUUAAGGAAGAAGCUUCCGCAGGAAAGGUCACUAAGGCUGCUGCCAAGAAGAAGUGAAAGGAGCAGGAACCCUCACCGUUUUCAGUAGGACUUCAGAAAAAGGUGACAGGGUCAUGUUUUAAAAUACGCCAACAAAGUCCUAAAGACUUGGAGAAGGCUAGAAUCUACCACCAUUACAGUAGCAGUGAAAGUCUCACUGCUGCUUCUUUAUCCUUUAAUUUUAUGCCCAUAAAAAAGCUGACUCAGUUGAUUUUAAUUUCUUGGUCUAGAUGGCUUCUACAGUCAAAAUUGCACAGAAAAGAGUUCAGGAGGAAAAAGGGUUAUUCCUAGGUUAACUUUUAUUCAAUGUGUACCAUAAACGUUCGUUUUAAGUGUAAAUUAAAAUCUUAAGUCACUGUUCAUAAGAGUUGUUUUUAAUUUGUUCGUUCAUGUAUGUAGGGCUGCUGCGAAGUGCAAGCUUUUAAUUUUUGUGUUCAUAUUGGGGGUACUAUUUCUUAAAUCCACUUACUUGAUAGUACUUUGGAGAUGCUUACUGUUAAUGUAAUGUUUUGCAAAACUAAUGUGGCUACGGAAAGUAAUCUGAUGCUAUUCAGUUCAAAAUCUGACCGGAUUAUGGAUAAAACCUAAGCAAAUUUGAAUAUAAUGGGUGUUACUAUUCUCGCUCACUGAUUAGAUCAAAUCUUGUGGCACUUUUAAAAGAAAAUGGUCUUGGGGUAUUAUUUAAAAUGCUAAUGUCCCUUUCUUCUGUAACUGAUGAUGUACUGGACAUGUUUGAAAUCUCUAGCUAAAAGUAAAAAUGCCAUUUGUAUGACCAUCAUUGAUCAGGUUAAUUAAGGUUUUUUGAGAUUUUACAACCUUAGGAAAAAUGGGUUGACGUUGCCCUUUAAAAGUGAAAGACAACACAAUCCAUGUAGAAAUUAUAAAUUAAGCAAAUAAGUCAUUUUCUUUUCUGUAUUUACUGUACUGUUUGAUCAUAACAUUUUAUUGUAAUGAAGUGAAGGGUUGGAAGAAAAUAUAACUUCAGUUCACAUAAAAAAUGAAGAUUGUUAUCGUGGAAUCAUUUCACCGCAAGUUUGUCAAGAUUGGUCCAUAAUAAAAAGUUUAGGCCAAAAUGUAAA